GAUGGCGCUGUUUUUUAAGGAUGAGUCGUCAGUUAGUAGGAACUGGAAGACCGGCCUUAAAUUAAAAGAAUUGUUUGGGAUUAAUUGUUUAUGUGGCGUCGAGUUACGUUUUUGUAGCCUUUUUUAGUAAAGAAAUCUCGUCGAGCUUAUCGUGCUGAUCAUGGCUGAAGACAGGGAAAUUUUACGUGAGAUCUGGGAAGGCAGAUUGCCAGUCUGUUUUACAUUAGCCACAGAAGAAGUGUCAACACCAAUUGCACCAGAUCCCUUCUAUCUUAUGGUUCCACGACUGACUUAUUUUCCUCUCGUCACAGAUAAAGUUCGCAGACAUUUUGUAAGAUGUGUUGUUCCCGAAAAGCAUGACAACGAAAUGUGGCUGGAAUUUGAAAGACACCCUCUUAAGUGGCAUUAUCCUAUUGGACUCCUCUAUGAUCUGUUUGUUUCAAAUUCGGAAUUACCAUGGCAGAUUACUGUCCACUUUGACAAAUAUCCUGAUAACAAGAUACUCAAAUGCCCCUCAAAAGAUGUUGUUGAAUCCCAUCUGAUGCAUAGUUUAAAAGAAGCUGAUGCUUUGAAGCAUAAGAACCACAUAAUGGCUCUAAUGCAAGAACGUGACCACAAGCAGCUUUGGUUGGGACUUUUACAUGACAGAUUUGACCAAUUUUGGUCAGCCAAUCGAAAAUUAAUGGAACAUAGCGCCGAGGAUGGUUUCCGCUACAUUCCCUUUCGUUUAUAUGUCCCCCAAUUGACUUCUAAGCCUUUCGUUCAAUAUUUGAUUAAACCAGUUGAGAAUGAGAAAAAACUGGUUGUGGAAGACUUACUUCAGAGGGCAAAUCUCAAUUUUGAAUCCAAAGGACCGUUUCAAGUAGUCAUUCACGGAAUUGAUAUCCCUUUAGAAACCCCUCUUCAAUGGAUAAGCGAACAUUUAAGUUAUCCAGAUAACUUUCUACAUCUAUGCAUUCGAUACUCUCAGACAUAGACGUAUUGAGGCAUGGCGUAUGCAUUUUUGAUUUCUAUUUGUUUCCACUGUAUAAUAAUGUUUUUGACGAAUUUUUUCCUCUCGGGGUUUCUAUUUUCCGUACGGACAAGGUUAGGUGUCCUGUUAGUCAUAUGACUUUGUACGCCCUUUCUUUAUCGGCUCCCUAUUUUGAUAUACAUAGUGUACAUUUUUGGUCAUUAAUAAUGUUAAUAUUGAAGGUCUUUUUCACAGA
Messenger RNA from Daphnia pulex (common water flea), 1208 nucleotides. RefSeq names its product autophagy protein 5-like (gene Atg5). The record is from RefSeq and is a predicted model, not a curated record. The transcript is spliced from 6 exons. Gene Ontology annotation, biological process: nucleophagy; autophagy of mitochondrion; cellular response to nitrogen starvation. Gene Ontology annotation, cellular component: phagophore assembly site membrane; cytoplasm; Atg12-Atg5-Atg16 complex. The coding region runs from base 161 to 976 and encodes 271 amino acids. NCBI's taxonomy places the organism in Eukaryota, Metazoa, Arthropoda, Branchiopoda, Diplostraca, Daphniidae.